AUGGCGGCUGCAAGACAACUUCCCGAGACCUUUCGUAAACUGGUUAUCACCAAACUUUCCACCAAUUACAGAGAAGCUGUGGAACUUAAGACUGUACCUAUGCUGCAACCUGGACCAAAUGAGCUACUCAUUAAAAACAGGUGAAGAAAACAAUGAUGUUAAUAUGUACGAAAUAUGUAACUUACAUGUAAGCUUAGUUGUUCAUAUUUUUAUUUAUGGGAGUCAUCUUUGGAGUCCUUCCGUUGAAAAUUCGCCUAAUAUUCCUUAAUAUUCCUCAAUAUUUUUUCCUGAAAGUUUGGACAGGGUGGUGUCUAUUUCUUGAAAAUAUUUUCUUUUUGUAAAAUUUUCUGAUAGCCACUGUUAGGCUAAAACUUGUAAAUUUCAAAGGCAAUUAAGCUCAUUGAAUGAAUGCGAUUGACUAUCAUCUGAAGAAUUACAGAGAUCGAGGAGCGUGUGGACGAGGUGGAUAACACCUUUUGGAGAACUCCUUAAUUAAUUAUAAUAUAUUCAUUCAUUCAAAAUAAUUCCUAGUUUAAAAACAAGCUAAAACAUGCUUACCUCCAUCAAUGUUAAGUUUAGCUUCGACAGUGCAUCGUAAUUGGCAAGUUUAGGAGAUAUUAAGGGUUGGUCAGCUCCGCAAAUAUUCUACAAAUAGCAGUUGUUGUCUUGCUGUUUUUUCAAUGUUCUUAGCAAUAGUUCCCCUAUUUAUUCCUAUUUAUUUUUAAUCACUUCCCAACAACUCAACCAUGUCCCCAGCUCUUUUCAUUUAACAGUUCAUUUAUAAUCUGGCAAUUUGCUGCAUGAUUAACAUCAUUUUUCACAUAUCCUAAAAUUCUUCCAAAUGUGGAUGACAAUAGCUGGUUAUGAAUUAUGCAUGGUAUUUAAGCCAAUCAGAAAUGGAGAAACAUUUUGAAUGAAUAAUAAUAAUUUCUUCUUCAAACCCUACUUUUCUGUUUAAGCUUAGAGUCUAUGUUUUUGUUUUGUGUGUGUAUGUUUUUUACUGUAAUAAUUACUCCAGAUCUCCUUAUUUCACUAAAUGAUUCACAAAAUUUCUUAAUACGUCUCCCUUCAAGGUAUGUAGGAAUCAAUGCCACAGAAAUCAACCAUUCAGCUGGUCGAUACCAUCCGGGGCAGUCUCCUCCUUUAGAAGCCGGCUUAGAGGUAAGAGUUAAAAAAAUCUGGAGCCAAGAUCUCAGAAACCUAUAUACGAUGGAACCCUGGCUUACUUCCACCUUGGUAAUACGGCCACUUCGUUAUUAUGGCCACCUUGUUUUGGCCGCCCAGCAAAAUGGCCAUACAUUUUCUUGUAAAGAAACCCUCGUUAAUACUGUCACCUCGUAGUUAUGGCCAAUCUUUUUUUGGCCCGUUGGUGACCAUAUUAACAGGGUUCCACUGUAUUACAUGCCAACUCUCCAGGGUUAUCCAGAAUUCUCCAUGGUAUGGCACAAAUCUUCAAGUCUUCUGUAGGUCAGCGAAUCUCCCAGAUGAAAAUGAAUUUUGAGUUCUGUGUGCUUUAGUUUGCAAGUUAGUCGAUUACUCCCCAAAACUUUGAAAUGUUUUUUAUCAUAGUAUGGUUUCCAUGGCUUUUUUGGACGUAUUUUCAUCUCUGACAAGACCAUCUCGUCAAAAAAGCAAAUUUUGAUAUUCUGAACUUCACGUAAGACUUUGUGUAAUGUCCUGAGCCAUCCCAAUGUGUCAUAAUUUGGGACUGGGUCGAUUUGUGUUGGUGGAGGGGGUGGGAGGGCAAGGGGGGAGUAAAAAGGGGGUGGUUGAUGUUUGCAAAGUACGGCAAAAGAGACGGUCUCCCGAUUUUAAAUUAUUCUCCAGAGGUUGGCAUGUCUGGAAACUCAUAUUUCCAUUGCCAUAUGAAAAAACACCUGCUGUUGUUUUUAAGGUUGGAAACGUGCCUUGUUUGGGUCGUCAUUCAUCUAUAGUUUUGUAACCCAAUAAAACAUCUUGAUCUUAGAGCUUGGUGGUGCCAUCAGAAAAUAACACAAUACUUACACCAGUUUCCUCCUGUCCUAAAAAAUUUUAGUUUACAAAUGUUAACUGCUUGAUUCGUUAUUGUUCGUAGUUGGUUAAAUGUUAGUCUUGACGCAUGACUAUUUUUACCGCUUGCAACUCCACCAGAGACCUGUCAAUGAUCUGUCAACAGCUGUUAAAUUAACCAAUCAGUUACUCUGUUUCUGGGCUGACAGAGGGUUUUUUACUUCAAGGACCAUGUUUGCAAUUCUGCAGGCUGAGAUAAGUUCUAGAUGGAUUUUAAAAGAAGGGCGGACUGCCAGCAGUCUAGUUUGGGGCUCAUGACAUUGGUCAUACAUAACAUUUUUCUUAAUAGGGUAUAGGAGAAGUGGUGUCAACAGGCGAGAAAUGUACAGAUGUUCCCAUUGGUCAAGCUGUAGGAUAUUUUAAGUACGGAAGCUUCUCGGAAUACAUGGUUAGUGUUUGUUUUUAAUCUACAAAAUAAUAAUAAAAACUGUUGUGUCAAGCUUAGAGUAUUUCGUGGCUUACCAGCUUCUCUGACUCUUGUCUAGCAAUGGUACUUCUUUUGGUUGAAAACAUUCCACCCUGAAUUGGUCUUACAUCUCCAUACCAUUACGUUGUGCUGGAAACGCUAAUAUUAUAAAGUUGAAGUUUUUUAUAGCAAUCUUUGUUGACUUCUAUCGGCGGCCUCCCUCUUAGACUUAUGGAACCUUAGCCUAACUUAGCCUAAAUAAAAUCUAUAGCCACAUUUAAAACUCUCCACUUAGGAUGUUUAUUCCAUGCACCUAUUUUUUUUUUUUUUAAUUUCCUUUUACACUUUUUCUUUAGACAAUUCCUUCAAAACAUGUGUUCCCCCUACCAAGAAUAGAUCCAGCUUAUGUUUCCUUGCUAAUCAGUGGACUGACUGCUGGUAUUGCUCUUGAAAAGGUAAAUGGAAUAUUUAGUGGCUUCUGUAAUUAAACUUGCAGUAUACUUAGUGGAAGAUGCGCAUGAGCUUGCUUCCCAAAGCUUUUAUAGGUAUCCAAAAAUUAUCCAUCCAUACCUUGUGGGUAUAGGUGUAUCACCCCACCCAUCUGACAACUCUAGUUUCACUUUUUAUCUUCUCCAACACUCACAGUUUGCAAAAGCCUGCUGACAAUCAGUUCUAAAUACGGUUGUGUCUGCGGGCUAAGUUUGUAAUGAUUGUCACUAAACAGCUGUUGAUGAUUCCUUGAAAACAUAAGCAUUUGAUUUUCAGUAACGCAAAAUUUUCUCUUACUAUUAUCAGGCAUGCAUUUUUUAUUUUAAAUUUAUUGACCCUCUUAGCCCAGUUCCUCAAAAGAUGGUUAAGUUUAACCAAGAGCCAUAAUAUCGCAUAAUGGUUUAACCCAAGAUUAAGACAAAUUUGAUGCACAGUCCUCUUGAACAUGUAAGUUGAGCUUACAAAUACUGUUGAGUCUUUACUCUGAGAUACAGUAAUGAUAGCAACAAAAGUUACUCCAAGCAGAACAUAGGAGGGUAAAUACAAAAAGAGGAACAAAAUUUUAAUCCUGGAUUAGCACUCUUUGAAUUGGCCUUUUAGGAACCAGGUAUAACGAAGUGUAUUGAAGUACUUCUUCUCCUCAGGUUGGUGAAAUUAAGAAGAAUGAAACAGUUCUAGUGACAGGUAAAUAUAAACUAACAAACCUGAAAUUUCCCCUUCCCCUAUUAAUGAUCAUUUAUUAUUAUCUUGUGCAUUGAAAAACUACUCAAUCAAAGAUAGAGCCUUCUUGACUAUCUUAAGUUUCAGAAGCUGUGAAUGAAUAAAGUAAUCUGACAGGCAGUGUCCUGAGCUGAGUUUCUUCUCAAAUUUGAUUUUCAUGCAAGUUUUACUUUGAAUUAUAUCCUCUCAUUUUAUCCUACAGCUGCAGCUGGUGGAACUGGUCAAUUUGCGGUAAGUAAAAAAAAAAUUAAAACCAAAUGACACUUUCAAGAGCUCUUUGUAGCUUCAUUGUUCUUCUCUGAUGGAGACCAUUAUGACAAGGAAAUCCUUGUGUUGCAGGUUCAACUCGCUAAAUUGGCUGGAUGUCAUGUGAUAGGCACGUGUUCAACAGAUGCUAAAGGGGAGUUUUUAAAAGUAAGUCUUGAUGUUUCUCCUGGGGCCUCUUUUCUCGAAGGUAUCAGUUACUUGGGCUAGCAGGAAAGCUGUUAGAUUGUCGCGUUUUCGAAUUCAAGCUUAAAGUUUUAAAUUUUAUUUUACAUUGUUAGAAAGAUUUUUCCAUAGAACAAGAUGAAAUAUAAAGCUACCAAACAUGACCCAUUUGGUCAAUCUGAAAACGAAUGUUAUAACCGAAAUAUGAGCUUAUCGGAGUUCAAAUACAAAUGCCCCUCUAGUGCCACUGGAAAAGCGCAUCAGAUGACAAAGAGGACAUACAAACUCUUCUUAUAAAAGGGAGUUGAGUGCCUUCUUGACGCUGGGAUGUGUAAGUUAAUGUAAGUUUGUCCCAUUCGCUUGCUCAUGACAUGCUCACAAUCCUGCAGGACUGUAAGCAGUCUGUAUGGCAACACCCAUCGGAGAUUAACAUAACGUUUUUGAAACCAUGUUUGACCCGCGCGAAAAAGCAAACAAUGGCACUUGUAAAGCACGUUUCUAUUUUCUUGUAUAUCUACAGCAACCGCACUUCAUUUCCCGUGGAUACGGAUGAGAUAAUUGGAAAAUACGUUAUAGUAACAUAUUCAUGUAUAUGUUUCUUGUUAGUCUCUUGGUUGUGACCGGCCAGUAAACUACAAGACUGAGAACCUGGAUCAAGUACUGAAGAAAGAGUAUCCCGUAAGUGUGAAUCUGAUGACAUUUUUUCUUGCUAGCGGCUUUGUUCAGCACCUCUCGCUUCCGCAAACAGCAAUUUUCCCUUCCCAUCUUCCCCCGCGUACACGUGCUUUCUUUUUUCCCUUUCCCAACCUCACAAAGAGGCCUCUACGUACGAGAGAUACAUUCCAACUGAACUGCUUAGUACCGACGCUGUAAUGACGGAUUGCGGAGGUGUCGGUAUGAUAAAGGUAACAAUGGCCUCUUUGAGUCUUUGCAGCUGGUCAUUCACGUGGUACAAAACCGCCAAGCUGGAGGGCAAGAGAUGCACUGGCACAAGUAGGCUUUUGUACAUUAUGCUAGCAUUUUUUCGAGCAUUUUAGUGAGGCAAAAGCAUUGAGCAUUAUUCGAGCAUUUUAGUGGCAUUUUCCCCGGAAAAUUAAUUUUUCCGAGAAAAUAAAACAGAAAUUAACUUUUUCAGGAGCCCACGCCCCAUGAGCUCCUGCUUUUUAAACAAAAUGAAGACUAAAACUCAAAAUUCACAAAAAACCUAAUACAGCUGUUUUUUUGGCUGUAUUUAUGAACUUGUACACGUUGUCGUUGUUACUUGCAACACUUGCACGUUUUUGUAAGUGUAAACUUUGAAAUUAAUUAAAAAACCAUUUGUAUAAUGAGCAUUAACCGAGAAUUUUAGUGCCUUUUUUGGGGAGACCAAGCAUUUUAGUAGGAAAAGUGGAGCAUUAAGGUGAAGCAUUUUAGUAGGGAAGCAAAAAGCAUAAUGUACAAAAGCCUAGGCACAAGACAAACAAUGGAAAUUACCACUUUUAAUAUGAUGUUAUCUCUUUGUUUGUCUUGUCCCAGUGUUUCUCUUGACUCAGUACACUCGCGAAGCAAUUGACUUCGAACAACAUCUAACUUCAUUUUCUAGACCCACAUAAGGAGAUAUAUCGCGGCGGAGGCAACGAGAUCAACUCUGCUAAGUAUCGCGUUAGUAAUAAGUACAUUUUAUUCGACGCUCCUUAAACAACUACGCAAGUCAGCACAAGACAUCUGAUGGAGAUUUUAUAUCUCUUUCUAGACUUGGCAUAGGUGCCGUCCCUACGUUGAUUUAACCCCAGAAAAAUUCGUUCAUAUUCGACAAUUAAAACACAUCAGAAUAAUCGUAAUGAAGGUGUUAAAAAAUGCAACGUUUUCAUUGCUGUCGUCACUUGUGUUAUUUGCCUUCUGGCAAAUGUCGUCGUCUCCGUCAGUCUCGAAGGAGAAUGGACUGCGCCGGAAAUGUCAGUUCGCUGCGGAGCAGCGUUAUUUGCCUUCUAGCGGAGCAGUGUUAUUUCCUUUCUAGAAAAUGUCGUCGUCUCCGUCUGUCUCGAAGGAGAAUGGACUGCGCCGGAAAUGUCAGUUUGCUGCGGAGCAGCGUUAUUUGCCUUCUAGCGGAGCAGUGUUAUUUCCCUUCUAGAAAAUGUCGUCGUCUCCGUCUGUCUCGAAAGACAAUGAACUGCGCCGGAAAUGUCAGUUUUCUGCGGAGCAGCGUCGACUGUGACUCUUAAGUCCAAUUCUGGAAAGGCAGUCUUUGUCACAGUUGCUGUAAGUAUGGGGUGUUGGUAGCGAGGGUGCUGAAGCUACCCUCGCUCUUUGUCGCUCCCUUUUGUCGUGACACUGAUCUUCCCUCCUGGCUCCUGCUCUCCUCGCCCCUGUGCGCGCCACGUGACGCCAGUUGCUGCAGUCAGCUGCGGCUUCUAACAAAAGUAGAACAUCGAUUCAGAGAUAAUAGAUAAUUUCCUUUCUGUGCGUGUUUGACGUUGUAGAACGGAUGCGAUGUGGUUUACGAAUCCAUAGGAGGAGAAAUGUUUGAUACCUGUGUCAAUAGGUAAGCAUCAUGCUCCAUUAAAUUAAAUUAUUUCUCUCCUAUUUGAACACAGGUAGCCCCAGAUCGAAAUAUGAGCAUCGGCGUUGUCGCGUAAUCUACUUCAAAAUAUAACGAUGUUUGUGCUCUCUAUAAUUCUCCACCACAGGCAUACCAGUGUAAAAUAACUCAAUCAACAGGUGUGGCAACCCAAAUGCAGCUCAAGGUUUUAUUUGGCAAUAAAUCGCAUAGCCGCCCGGACUGUAAGAGAGAAAAAUAACAACAAAGUCGAGUCUUUUUCGACGUUAUUUUUGAUGUGUACCCUCGCGUGGAUAACAGAGAAAGAGCUGGAGCGAGUGAUUGCAAACAAAGGAGACUAAUUUCGUUGCAAGAAAAACAUGAAAAUGUCAUAGCGGCGGUGAGAAAAUGAGAUAUGCUAGCGGCCAGCCAGGUGAAAAUGAGCGGCAGUGAAAAAAUUAAAAGCGAACAGGAACACAAGCAACAAAAUUUUUGGUGAGCUCGUGCGAUAACCAGGAAGUUUCACGUUUUAGUCGUGCAAAACAACAGCAAAGAAAUGUACAAAAAAGUGUGCUGCACGUGCAAAUUUGUUUUAGUGCUCUGAAUAUAGACUAUUUGAUUUCAUUCUCAUUGCCGUCCCCGUUUAACAGUACACGAUUUAUUUUUUGGUUAUAAGUAUAUUAACCAGAGCUUAGCCCUGCCUAUAUCUAUAUAUUAUUAUAUGUGGGUUGAUUCUUGUAAGUUUUUUAGUCUAUGCCUCAACCAAGGCGGAUUCUUUUGAUUGUUCUUAGGUUUCUGUUAUUAAACCUUCUUGCCAAACCUCAAAUUUAGUACAAAUAAAACUCCUGAGGAUAGUUCUAGGUACCAUGCCACCCAGACUCGUAAUGUUUGUUGCUUUGUUUUUUGUCAAAUUAGAUUGGCGACGAAAGGCCGUUUGGUGACCAUUGGUUUCAUCACUGGCUACAAAUCCAAACUGGGAUUUUCUCCAGUCAAAAACGCUACUUUAAUCCCUAAGGUAAGAGAGAAAAUCUCCAAACAAGUCAAUAGCUUACACAAUAAGGUCAAUAAGCGACAGUUAUUGCUAAUAAAGGAUUAAAUUAGCUGCAAAAACCGUGGACGAAGAUCCUGCUAGUUGUAAACGUUGGAUCUCUAGAAAAGAGAUCAAAUCAGCCAAAAUAUAAAGAACCAAGAACAAGAAGUCCAAAGACUACUGCAAAGCUGAUUUAAAACAACGUAUAUUGUUUUUUAUAACAAUAUCUCGGCUGGCCAUACCAGCCUUCUUCAGGUUUACAGAUGUUACUGAACUUAUGUAGCAAUCACAAUAUUAUAUAAAUGGAGAAUGUCGCAAUAAAAGGGAGAGGCGGAAAUGACGUACAACAUAAAAACUGGAAAGGAAAAAUACUAUGGAUAUGGAUUAAAAUAAUUCGUCACGGCGGUUUAGGCCAUGAGGUUCAACAGUCAUGGCCGUAUCUAUCAAAUGCGAUAGAUAAGGCCAUUUUGAUAAAUAAGGCCAAGAAAGAAACGGUGAUGAGAAAGAUAGAUAAGAAAUGUGAUAGAUAAGGCUGCUAGUACAGAUAGACAAACAAGAAGACUUCAUAUCUUUAAGAUUUUUGCGUUUAUUUAGCAUCAGAUAAUACACUAAUAAUUCUAGUAUAUCCCGACCAAAUGACCUCUGAAGCCCGAACCCACACAUAGUGCGCUUGGGCUGCCUGUGCUAGAACAGCAAAACUACGGUUUCAAGCCAAUGAAUUCUGUGGCUGGAAUGGGGGAUGUUUGUAAAAGAUAUGGAUCACUACAAAAAAGAACAAUAUAAAAGAAACAAAAGCAGACUGAUAAUAAAAACACAAUCUAGAGUCUAUCCAUUACAAAAGCUUUGAAUCCUAAGUCCUUGUUGUGUUUCUCGCACUCCCAGCUUUUGACCCGAUCCGCAAGUGUUCGUGGAUUCUUGUUAUUUCACUACAUGGAGGAGUACAAACCAACCGUAGAUAAGCUGGUGAACUUGUACGACAGUGGAAAGUUAAAAUGCAAUAUCGACUUUGGACGAAGCUCAUUGUCUGGUGGGUUCAAAGGCCUGGACUCGGUAGUUGAUGCGGUUGAGGUAUGAGUGUUUGAUGUGAUGUGUUAGCCAGAUUUAUUCCAGUCACUGCAAAAACGAUUAUCUCUUCGCUUAGUUUCUUCGGCUUUGUGUUUUUAAGUUUGGGGAAAAAGGCGGAGCAGCUCGCGACAACGGGUAACUGCGAAGUCACGUGCAGUGCACACACUUAAGUCCAACUAAAGCCGCAUUUACCACAGGUAGCCCAAGCUCGAAUUAUAAGUAUUGACAGUUUCGAGCAUGGUCUACCUGUGCAUUUACACUACAAAGUUGUCUAGGAAAAACGUGUUACUCUCAAACUCAAAAGACAUGAACACUUGAGGUAUUUCAGGAAUGUUUAUUGUGGUACGACCAAUCACAUCAAAGAUACAGUAAGGAAAACUUACUCAUGUAAAUAAUGCAAACCAAACAUUUUGAUAACCCUCUUACACAGGCAAGUUUUUGUCAUGGAGAACUUAACCUUGUAAAGGGGCUUACAUUUGCAAGUUUUUCUUUACAAUCUUCUCCAUGCAUGUCAAAAAAAAACUCGCUCACAUCAACUCGGAUUGACAUGUGACGGGUUGUAACUAGCGAAGACAAAAUCACAGUGCUGCAUGUCCGCGCAGACUCGAAAGUGGAACCGAGGUUAAGCACAAUUACUGGCAGUCAAUAAGUAGUAGAGAGUUUGUGAUCUACAUCACAGAAAACUGCAUCGUUAGAGAAACAGUUACGAGUACGAAUUCACUAUAUUUAAGUGACGUUUUCGCUACCGUCGUGGUUGCUUAAGCUCUUUAUUUAAAAGUAGAAGCGCACACAUUAAGGGUGUGUUUAUAUGGGGUGGACCAGCCCGGCCUGCUUUACCGGGCUAGUUCGGCUCAUGCCUUGUUUCCCCAUAAAACUUUCAUUGUGUUUUAUAUGAGAAGGCGGGCUGGCCCGGUUUGUUGCGGUUGUUCGAGCCGAGACUUCGGCAAGCAGGCGAGCCCGCCUCCUCGCAUAAACACAAUGAAACUCCCCUUUAAGAAGAAGCAAGGCAUGAGCCGAGUUAGGCCGGCUAACCAGGCUGGCUCAUUUAACAGGCCCUAACAUAUACCAACGGACUUGCCCAUGCAACGUGUAAAAAAGGGAUUUUUCUUCUCUUGUCGUUGUAUCAAGUUUGUGAAUUAAGUGUCUCCAGUUUGGUCCAGGAAUUACCAUCAGGUUAAUUGUUUUUGUUUUGUUUUGUUUUGUCUCUCUCCAGUAUCUGCAUAGCGGGAAAAGUUCUGGCAAAGUUGUAGUUGAACUACCUGAUGACGUCAAAAGCCGUUUAUGAAAGCCGGUGUCUACCAUAUAGUAGUCUACAUAUAAUGAUCCUGCCAACAGAUAAACGGAACUUACGAUGGCCCUUGAGCUAAUGCCCAAAACUGAAAAGAUGUGAAUCCUUUCGAGCUAUAACUUGGAACAUAUGAACGCAUUUGACUUUAUCAUGAUUUAAUACUUGCACCUUGGAUGACCUUGCUUGUUCAUAAUUUCCCACCUACAGACCGUGCUUGUUUUCCAAACAGUGAACUAGGACUACAGUCGACUCCCCAUAGCUCGAACCUCCUAGGGAAAUCGAAGAAAGUUAGAGUUAGCGGGAGCUUGAGUUAUCGGGAGUUAUCGGGUGAAAAUAACCGCAAAUAAGAAAAAAAGCAGAUGAAUGGGGAGGGAGAAAUAGAUUGAUAUUUUGAAAAAGGAAUUAAGUUGCAAAGUUUGAGUAAUAUCUUAGGGAUGGACACAGAAUUUGAACUGGAGCUACAAAAAAGUAAAAACAACUAAAGAAUUCACACGGUUGUUU
Messenger RNA from Porites lobata, 10492 nucleotides. The record is from the annotation of a GenBank genome assembly. NCBI's taxonomy places the organism in Eukaryota, Metazoa, Cnidaria, Anthozoa, Scleractinia, Poritidae.